CUCUGGGUCUUUGGUGUGCCAACGUAGCUGCAACAGGAGGACUUUCCACUAUACAGGAGGAUUUUUUUCAUCCCUAAAGCUUGUAGUAGGGCGACACUUGCAAAUCUUCAGGAUUUAUUAGGCAUUCUGAACUCCAGCAAGAAGUUGAGAACAAAUACAGCUUUAUAGUCUACUCUCAAGUAGCGAUCAAUACUUUAUUACCUGCUUUUUCAUGAUGAAGACCAUGGAGGAUCAAGUAGUCCAAGAAGAACCAGGAUACCAGGAUGAUGAGGAAUCCUUUUUUCAGGAUAUUGACCUGCUACAGAAGCAUGGCAUUAAUGUAGCAGAUAUUAAAAAACUGAAGUCAGUUGGGAUCUGCACGAUCAAAGGAAUCCAGAUGACCACAAGACGGGCACUGUGCAACAUAAAAGGGCUUUCAGAGGCCAAAGUGGACAAGAUUAAAGAAGCCGCAAACAAGCUUAUUGAACCAGGCUUCCUGACCGCCUUUGAGUACAGUGAAAAACGGAAGAUGGUAUUUCAUAUUACUACUGGCAGCCAGGAAUUUGAUAAGCUUCUGGGUGGUGGGAUUGAAAGCAUGGCAAUCACUGAGGCCUUUGGAGAGUUCAGGACAGGCAAAACCCAGCUAUCUCACACCCUUUGUGUGACAGCUCAGCUUCCAGGACCAAAUGGCUACACAGGUGGAAAGAUUAUCUUCAUCGAUACUGAAAACACUUUCCGACCAGACCGUCUUCGUGACAUUGCUGAUCGCUUCGAUGUUGACCACGACGCAGUACUUGACAACGUGCUGUACGCACGUGCAUAUACUAGUGAACACCAGAUGGAAUUGCUUGACUAUGUAGCAGCCAAGUUCCAUGAGGAAGCUGGUAUCUUCAAGCUAUUGAUCAUUGACUCCAUAAUGGCACUUUUCCGUGUGGAUUUCAGUGGUCGUGGAGAGUUGGCUGAACGACAACAGAAACUGGCUCAGAUGCUGUCAAGGCUCCAAAAAAUAUCAGAAGAAUAUAACGUGGCUGUGUUUGUGACCAACCAGAUGACUGCUGAUCCAGGAGCAACUAUGACCUUUCAGGCAGACCCCAAAAAGCCCAUUGGGGGCCACAUCCUUGCUCAUGCUUCAACAACCAGGAUUAGCUUGAGGAAAGGGAGAGGGGAGCUGCGUAUUGCAAAGAUAUACGACAGCCCUGAGAUGCCUGAAAAUGAAGCCACAUUUGCAAUAACUGCUGGAGGGAUUGGGGAUUCCAAAGAAUAGGCAGGAAACCAAUGUCAUUGUACCGCUGAAAACCACCUGGGUGGUUGGGAUGAAGAUUUGUGCAAGGUCACCGACUGCCUGGCUGCAUUUUUAUCUUCUUGGAACCGUUUGAGAUAUUUUGGGAGGACAUUGGGACAAACUCUGUACAGUUCAGUUUAAUUGAUCUUAAUAGAAUUUGGUUCAGCUAGGGUCUUCAUUUUUCAGUUGAACUUUCAGCAGACAAAAGUUUAAGAAAUAUGCUUGUGAAUUGUUCAAAGAAUCCUUUUCCUAUAUUCUGUGAAAAUCAAAGCUGUCCUUUCACAUGAGAUUAAUAUACUCUUUUUUUUUUAGUUUCUUUCAAAAAAAGCGUCUAUGUGGUAGAAUUUAAUAGUGUAAAGUGGAAAAGGAUUGGAAUAAGCUCGGUUAUAAAAUUGACAUAAAUAGAUGGAAAAGGCAGCGGCAGGAGGAACAGCCCAAGAACUUGAUGGACUCUCAUGUACUGUAGACAAACAAGUUACUUUAAAAAUACAUUUUUGGGUGUUUUUAUCUCGACUAGGUAAUUUUUGUAUUUUUAUUUAGCAUUUUCUACUUUUUGAAGAGAAUGUGUUAAAACUGUGAAGUUAAAAAUAAAGAUGAUGAAUUAGAACAGC
Molecule: messenger RNA, 1872 nt
Organism: Phalacrocorax carbo (great cormorant)
Lineage: Eukaryota; Metazoa; Chordata; Aves; Suliformes; Phalacrocoracidae
Source: RefSeq, a predicted model, not a curated record